This is a messenger RNA of Eubalaena glacialis (North Atlantic right whale), 2264 nucleotides long. RefSeq names its product syntaxin 1A (gene STX1A). Lineage: Eukaryota; Metazoa; Chordata; Mammalia; Artiodactyla; Balaenidae. The transcript is spliced from 10 exons. Gene Ontology annotation, biological process: exocytosis; intracellular protein transport; synaptic vesicle fusion to presynaptic active zone membrane. The record is from RefSeq and is a predicted model, not a curated record. Gene Ontology annotation, molecular function: SNARE binding; SNAP receptor activity. Gene Ontology annotation, cellular component: plasma membrane; synaptic vesicle; SNARE complex. Bases 34 to 900 code for a protein of 288 amino acids.
GCUGCAGCCGGUGCCGCUGCCACUCCCGGGAGCAUGAAGGACCGAACACAGGAGCUCCGCACGGCCAAGGACAGCGAUGAUGAUGAUGAUGUCACUGUCACCGUGGACCGAGACCGCUUCAUGGAUGAGUUCUUCGAGCAGGUGGAGGAGAUCCGCGGCUUCAUUGACAAGAUCUCAGAGAACGUGGAGGAGGUGAAGCGGAAGCACAGCGCCAUCCUGGCCUCCCCCAACCCUGAUGAGAAAACCAAGGAAGAGCUGGAGGAACUCAUGUCUGACAUAAAGAAGACAGCAAACAAAGUUCGCUCCAAAUUGAAGAGCAUCGAGCAGAGCAUCGAGCAGGAGGAAGGCCUGAGCCGCUCAUCCGCUGACCUGAGGAUCCGAAAGACACAGCACUCCACACUGUCCCGGAAGUUUGUGGAGGUGAUGUCCGAGUACAACGCCACGCAGACUGACUACCGCGAGCGCUGCAAGGGCCGCAUCCAGAGGCAGCUGGAGAUCACCGGCCGGACCACGACCAGCGAGGAGCUGGAGGACAUGCUGGAGAGUGGGAACCCCGCCAUCUUUGCCUCUGGGAUCAUCAUGGACUCCAGCAUCUCAAAGCAGGCCCUGAGCGAGAUUGAGACGCGCCACAGUGAGAUCAUCAAGCUGGAGAACAGCAUCCGGGAGCUGCACGACAUGUUCAUGGACAUGGCCAUGCUUGUGGAGAGCCAGGGAGAGAUGAUUGACAGGAUUGAGUACAACGUGGAACAUUCAGUGGACUACGUGGAGAGGGCUGUGUCUGACACCAAGAAGGCCGUCAAGUACCAGAGCAAGGCUCGCCGGAAGAAGAUCAUGAUCAUCAUCUGCUGUGUGGUCCUGGGCAUCGUCAUUGCCUCCACCUUCGGAGGCAUCUUCGGGUAGAAACCACCCCACCCGCCACUCCGCUCUGGAUGGCCCACCCCCAGGAGGCCCCCUGGCUGCUGCCACCUUCUGGCUCGAGCCCUCUCCUCCCCACCCCAUACUGCUCCUUUCUCUGCACAGGGCCCCCCAUUCCCACCCUGCCCUGAGCCGUCGUGUGCAUGAUCUUUGUGACAGUGUGCGUCUGUACAGAGGAGGCAGAGGGGAGCCAGGCUGGGAAACAGCCAGCCGGGUGGGGAUGGGCCAGCAAGGGACAGACUCAGGCCCUGGCCCAGGCCACUCCCCUUCUAGGCAGGGCCGCCUGGGGUAGUUAGCCAUGCUCCCCUCCCCCGGCCUUCAGUAAUUCCACUCCAGCCUGGGGUCUGCCCUCUCCUGGGAUCAAGGCUCUCUGGACCCCAACCUUGCCUCCUACUGACCAGCCCAUCUGCCCCAUCCUGUGUCCUCUCCAGCUGUCCCCAUAAGCCAAGCCCCCUGAGGGCUGGGGACCAGCUGGCCACAUGGUGCUGCUUUUCAGGUUAGGGGAAGGGUGGCCUUGAGAGACAGCCCAGCUCUAAGCUUCUAACAGCCACUCACUGCCAGGGAGGCUCAGGGUGCCGUGGCCGGGUAUGGGGCCAGGUAUGGCUUCUGGCCGUGUCAAGACCAGGCUUCCUCCCCUGCCUCGGGGCAGAGUCCAACAGGUCUUCAGCUGCCUCAGCCUCCCUUCCCACAUUCCUACAGCCCCAGGAGCAACCCCUUUGGGCUACGCCUAACCCCAGGUAACAUUCUGGAAGAGGCUGACUGGUGCCUCGUCUCCAGCCGCCCUCGGAGCUAGGGAGGCAGAGCAGGCCCCGGUCAGGCCUCUGCACUGGUGAAGCCCACGGCCCGGGCCAGCCACUCUCCCCGGCAGGCCCUAGUCGGGUCCUCAAGCCAUUGUGUGUUGCAUGUUUGGGACAGUGGUCCCUGCUCUCUUGUGCUCGGGAAGUCAGCGUCCCUUCAGGCACCCGCAAUCUCGUCCUGCCCUUGCUGCCCACCACUGACAUGCCAUGUGGGUGUCAGGUGUCUGGGAUGCAGUAUUCAGCAGCCAGCCAGGGAGGGGCACCUCCCUCCUCCCCACUGUCUCGGGACUUCUCAAGUCUGAGAUGUGCCCCCACCCAAAACCCGUCGCCCGUUGACAGGCAAGGAGCGUGCAUGCGAGCGCAUGCAGCAGGGGCCGGGGCCAAGUCUGGGCCCCGCCUUCCCUCGGCUUUGCUCCUGCCCAGUGACUGUGACCGCUGUCCGUGUUGCCUUCUUGAACAGCGACUCCCCUCCCCCUCCUCCACCCCUUCACCAAAGGUCUUGGUACAACCAGCUGCCCAUUUUGUGAAAUUUUUAUGUAGAAUAAACAUUUG